AUGACUGAAAGUGAGGUUAUAUUUGGGGUACUCUUGGUGAAUUUCCAUCAUUCAAGAGGUCCGGAGGUAGAAUAUUCGUAUGGACUGCCGAAAGAUGUCGAAGCGGCCAAAAUUUGGCCGUAUUUACCCUUCCAAGCAUUACCGGAUGGGUCACAUUCUUUUGAAGAGACCUUCACAUAUUUUACACUGGUGUUUAAUGAGGCAAAGAACUCCGGACCACCCAGCGAUGGUGCAGCGGCAAUUUCGAGGGAUGAUGUUAACGAGUACACCACACUGUUCGCAAUCUCCUGUUCAAGACAGAUCCGAUCAGAAGAACUAAUUCAGAGGGAAGAAGAUGUCACUCGCUCCACUGUGCAAAAGUCGAUAGUAGUUGUCGCAAGAAGACCCAUUUUCGGUCAAAUUAAAGACAAGCUGAGCAUCAUCACGAAUGCUUUCUUCUUACAAUUGGACUUCACCAAUAGGGCUAUCAUAGAUACGUUAUACGAAAACUUGGCAGCCAUGUACCAAUUAUCUACUCCUGCCGAUGAGUCACACUUAUACGUCGGGCUAUGUUUGCGUAAGAUAAUACACGAUUUUGGAAGAGACACACUGAUGAUUUUGAAGGCAAUCUUACUCGAGCGUAAAGUAUUAAUCUAUGGCAGUAACGUGGAGGCACUGUGCAAUGUUCAGUUUGGGUUUAUUGGUCUGAUUCCAAACCUUAUUUACAAUCUGAAAGACUGUGGUUCUCCUAUGCUACACAGCUACUUUGAAGACUUGAAAGUAGCAGACUCCUUCAAAUCUAGUGAUCGACAAUCAGUCUUGAAGUUUUUGGGAUUUCCACUUCAGCUUUUCGGAGAGGGUGGAUUCUUUUCACCGUAUAGUCCACUUCAGCAAUUAAACGAUCUGGAGUCGCCAAACACCAAGUACUUCGUUGCCGGUACAUCCAAUUCCUUGCUGUUAGAGCAAAGCGAUCGAAUAUGUGAGAUUUUGGUUAACACGAACCUGCAUUCAGUGGAAAUAGUUUCAUCUGAUAAAUCCCUCUCGAACGCAUUGCAGUUAUCUUCCCAAGACAAGAGAUGGAUAGACUCUAUCACCUCUAUUGUAAGCGACACAUGGAACGAAGAUGAUCAUACUACCCCCAAGAAUAUGCGAUUUGAAGGUAGCGAGGAUUUUUUGCGGUGGCAGUUUGAGGACUACCUGACAGGUCUGGUAUCCUGCGAGAAGCUAGAUUCAUUCGUGAAGCUCAACGCUGGGAAUGAUAUGGCACUGAGGUCUGUUCCAGACCAGUGGACCAACACAAUCGACUCUUUUAAUGCUAACUGGGUGAAUGAAUGGCGGAAAACUAAUAACUACCGGGGUUUCGACAAAUCAACAGAUGACCGUAUAUUUGAUCUUUUCCCCCCUAAACACGUUUGCAAUUCAACGGAUACAUUAGCCAGCUUGCAGCAAAGGCUAAGCAAAUCUUUUCAAGCACUCAGGCGAAAAGAACGCUCGGAUUCUCAUAAAAGCGAGGCGAGAUUGCCAUUGGAGCGCGGGGAUAACAUGAAACAAGGCUUAACAUCGGCAAUCUCCCAAGAGAAUGAUGCGAUAUCCUGGAAGGACUAUUUCAGUAGGAAGAAGAAGCAGAAAAGACUUGCCAAUUCUCUCAUGUCAACGCACUCUACUACCUCAAAUAUGGGAUCAACCCCUGCCGCAAUUAGCAGCGCACUUCUCAGUCUUGGUCUCUCUCACCCUCCCUUACAAGACGACUUCGAGAGUACCCAGUCAAACAAUAAUACUAGUACAGGCCCGGAUACCCUAGUAGGCGGACGAGAUUCGAAUAAGAUUUCAGAUGAAGAGUUUGAGAAAGUUGAAAGUCAAGUCUCUGGUGGAGAGGAUCUCGAGACCAAUGUUUGGGCUGGAUAA
This is a messenger RNA of Lachancea dasiensis, 1884 nucleotides long. NCBI's taxonomy places the organism in Eukaryota, Fungi, Ascomycota, Saccharomycetes, Saccharomycetales, Saccharomycetaceae. The record is from the annotation of a GenBank genome assembly.